AUGUCCACCUCUGCAACCGCAUCUUCGUCUUCAGCAACCUCCGCACUCGCUCAGUUCACCUCAUGUGAGCUCUCUGACGCGCUCAUCAAGCUUGGUAGUCCGCAUGGUGGACAUAUACCAGACCUCCGCCGUCAAUCUGCGUGGAACGGCAGUGCAGAUCAAAAGAUUUGUGGACCGGCGUAUACUGUGAGGAUGGUCCGCACGAGCGAGGCGGACGCUCCGAAGCCUGCCCAACAUUUCGUUGAUACCGCAGAGAAAGGAGCUGUCAUCGUCAUCGAGGCACCCCCUUUGACGAAGAACGCCGUCUGGGGAGGAUUGAUGACCGCUGGCGCCCAAACACGCGGAGCACUCGGCGUAGUCAUCUCAGGGCGUUGUCGUGACAUAGCGGAACAGAACGCAUUUCAAUUUCCUGUAUUCGCUCGUGGAACCUCAACUCUCGGUCAAUCGCCUUUCACACGUCCUUCGGCCGUUCAAGUACCUCUGGUAAUUGAAGCCGAGCCACAAGGCUGCGGAUUCCCCGCAAUCACCAUUAAUCCGGGUGACUUCAUUCUAGCAGACGAAGACGGCGUAGUCUGCGUCCCGGCCGACUCGGUCCCCGUCGUCGUGCAAAUUGCAGAGAAAGGUAGGGAGGCAGACGCGCGGUGUAUGGAAGACAUCAAAGCGGGUGUUGGUGUUCAAGUCAGUUUCAAGAAAUACAGAGGGAAAUAA
Messenger RNA from Fomitiporia mediterranea MF3/22, 708 nucleotides. RefSeq names its product RraA-like protein. NCBI's taxonomy places the organism in Eukaryota, Fungi, Basidiomycota, Agaricomycetes, Hymenochaetales, Hymenochaetaceae. The record is from RefSeq and is a predicted model, not a curated record. The transcript is spliced from 4 exons. The coding region runs from base 1 to 708 and encodes 235 amino acids.